Messenger RNA from Aureobasidium pullulans EXF-150, 854 nucleotides. RefSeq lists its product as uncharacterized. The transcript has 2 exons. The record is from RefSeq and is a predicted model, not a curated record. NCBI's taxonomy places the organism in Eukaryota, Fungi, Ascomycota, Dothideomycetes, Dothideales, Saccotheciaceae. The coding region runs from base 300 to 815 and encodes 171 amino acids.
GCCAGAUGAUGUUUGAGAUCCAUGAUGAGCUUGCGAGAUCGUCAGCGACCUCUAUACCGUGGAUGAUCGGGUGCACCACAAUUGCCCGACUGAUUGGUGAGAUCUGGGACUAUCAUGACGGCGCGUGGUUCGAUCAGCACAGUGAAGGUGUCAAACCCUCUGGCCCAGAUUGGGAAAUGCGGCUGCAUAAUGCCGUCCGGACAAUCCCUGCAUCCUUGCUCUACCAAGUCGACAUGGCAUUCGAGGAUCAAUUUGCAGGUUUGGAAUCGUGACAGAAAAAACAAGCGUUGGAUUUCUACAUGAGACUCAACAACCUCCGGUACUUAGUGCACCGAUCCGAAUCCGCAAGAACUAGGACCGCGCCCGACGGACCCGACGAUCUGGACAAGAUAUGUAGUCAGCUGGCAGCUGGGAUAAUCAAUGCUUACAACAGUAUUGCGCCUAACUACCCGAGCGUCGUUGCACCUUUUGUAUGGCAUUUGAGCAGCGCGACUAUCAUGCUUCUUAGCGUUGUACCGCAGCGUCUGCAUCUUCGCGAAGUCUAUCGACCAACGAUUCUCUCGGCAAUGGAGAACUUACGCAUUAGCGCAGCCAGUACCUGGAUAAGUGGCAGCUUCAUUCGAACACUCGCACGACUGAAUGCGAUCGCACAACAACUCGGACUGUUUAGCGGCUCAAUUAGAGAGGGCCCUGGUAGCUCGAUCACCAGUUCUCUAGCAGGGUCGCCUGCUUUGGCACGUUCUUCGACAGGCCUUAUGAACGAAGCUCUGUUUUACAAAGCAUUCAAUGUCGAACAGGAAAAAGGGCAAUCUUGAACCUGAGGGGCAGCUCAUGGCAGAAACAGACGCCUCUUG